ACCACUUCUGCGUCUCUCCAUCUCUUUACCUAUUUAUUGAUUCCAGGUCUUAUUCUUCGAUCACUCUUGACCAUUUGUUAGUUUGAAAUAAUGGCUCAUUGUUUGCAUCCAGAAAAGUUUUUCCCUGUUGUCAAAUCGGUUGCAUUGCCGCCUGGCAGCUUGAAUGGAAAAGUUGCACUGGUCACUGGUGGAGGAACUGGACUUGGAAAGGCUAUUGCAACAACAUUUGCUCAUCUUGGAGCAAGUGUGGCCAUUGCUGCAAGAAGACUUGAUGUACUUGAGAAAACUGCAGAUGAGAUCCGAUCAAGCACCGGUGGUGUUUGUGAGCCAUUCCAAAUGGACGUGAAGGAUCCAGCAAAGGUUGCAAAGGCGUUUGAUGCGGUUGAAAAGAAACUCGGCCACACUCCGGACAUCCUUAUCAAUAAUGCAGCCGGAAACUUCAUCAUGGCAACCGAACGUCUCUCACCGAAUGCCUACGGUACCAUCAUUGAUAUCGUUCUGAAAGGAACUCUCCACGUCACCACCGAGCUCGGCCGUCGCUGUAUUCAACAAAAGCGUGGAGCCAGUGUGCUCAGCAUCACAACACUUUAUGCACAAUCUGGUGCACCAUUUGUGGUUCCAUCAGCGGUUUCGAAGGCUGGUGUCGAAAAUAUGACAAAAUCAUUGGCGUCUGAAUGGGCGAAACACGGAUUGCGAUUCAAUGCGAUUGCUCCUGGACCAAUUCCAACAGAGGGAGCAUUCGGAAGAUUAUUUGCCGGGGAGUUGAAGGAUUCUGGAGAUGCUAUGAAAGCAUCAGUACCAGUUGGAAGACUUGGGCAUCCGGAAGAAAUUGCCAAUUUGGCAGCGUUCAUGUCGUCUGAUUUCAUGUCCUGGAUGAAUGGAGCGAUUAUCGAUUUCGACGGUGGCCAACAGCACAUUCAUCAUGGAUCCCAUAUGGGACAAUUCCUUCACGAAUGGGACAACGAGAAAUGGGAGGAAACGGAGAAUUUGAUCCGUGGAAGAACUGGAAAAGAAAAGAAGAGCAAGCUGUAAAAAUGUACUAUUUCGAAUUUAAGCCUAGUGUAAAUUUAUCAUAUGUGCCAUAAACUUUACGAGAACUAUUUUCUA
Messenger RNA from Caenorhabditis elegans, 1107 nucleotides. It is a transcript of the gene decr-1.1, whose product is annotated as putative oxidoreductase F53C11.3. Bases 91 to 1032 code for a protein of 313 amino acids. The transcript is spliced from 4 exons. The record is from RefSeq and is marked reviewed. Lineage: Eukaryota; Metazoa; Nematoda; Chromadorea; Rhabditida; Rhabditidae.